Aspergillus ruber CBS 135680 is the source of this 869-nucleotide messenger RNA. RefSeq lists its product as uncharacterized. The record is from RefSeq and is a predicted model, not a curated record. The transcript has a single exon. NCBI's taxonomy places the organism in Eukaryota, Fungi, Ascomycota, Eurotiomycetes, Eurotiales, Aspergillaceae. Bases 42 to 539 code for a protein of 165 amino acids.
GCAGUGUUUGCAUCCGGACGUCCGUCAAGAGUGUCUGUCAGAUGCGAUUCUAUGGCUACGAGCGACACCACGUCGGCUACUCCGUAUGGCGCUGCUUUGCUUACAGCGUCCCAGUGGUCGGGAUCGAGGUGAUAUGCGCGACCUACAGCCUACAUCACACUGCGCGGAGAGGUGUCAUUUGUGACUCUGCACGUCAACGGAGUUUCAGCCGUGCGUGCUUCGUACAGACGAUAGGAGACAGCAAUGGCCACUCGAAUAGGGGGUUCCUCAGGACACUACGGGAAUCUUUCGGGAGAAACACGAGUCGUGACUGGUCAGACCGCACGGACAUGUCGCAAGUCAGCGUUGGGCAGCAAUGCAUACGGAAAAAAAUGUUAGAUCUAUUGACGAUGCAUGUCAGUAAUCCGGCAAUAAACAUAUUCGGAAGCAAAACAGGCUGCAGCAAAUAUGACAAGAGAAGCCAGUGCAUCAGACAAGGUGAAAGAUGGUAUAUGUUUUCGUUCAGCAAUCCGAAGAUUUCAGUUGAACUAUGCAUUUGAUAUAUGGUAAUCAUCAUAACGAGGGAUCAACCCCGUGCACUUUUAGGCGGCAAUUGAAACAGGGGGAGAUAAAUAAAGAUAAAAAUAAAAUAUUGCUCACCUAUUGAGGGAUGAUAAUCGUCAUCCCAAUGAUACCAACGCACCAAGCAUGUCGAGCAAAAAAAUUGGCAAUAACUGAGCUGUCAUUCAACCUGCAUUGCAUCGCAUCGGUCAAUUGAUGAAUUGGAAUCUCUCAUUCAGAAUACCAAAGCGGCGAGCCAUUGACCAAUGUCGUGGUGACAUGAAGUUGUUGGGAAGAAAAGAUGCAGCAGAUUUUUGUAGUGCGUCCCG